UCUUUCAGAUGUUCCUCCUGCGGAUCAAGAGAAGCUUUUUAUCCAGAAGCUACGUCAGUGUUGUGUCCUCUUUGACUUUGUUUCUGACCCACUGAGUGACCUGAAGUGGAAGGAAGUAAAGCGAGCUGCGCUGAGCGAGAUGGUGGAAUACAUCACCCACAACCGGAAUGUGAUCACAGAGCCCAUCUACCCGGAGGCCGUCCACAUGUUUGCAGUUAACAUGUUUCGAACCUUGCCACCCUCCUCCAAUCCUACGGGAGCAGAAUUCGACCCAGAAGAAGAUGAACCAACGUUAGAAGCAGCCUGGCCUCAUCUGCAGCUUGUUUAUGAAUUUUUCUUAAGAUUUUUAGAGUCUCCAGAUUUCCAGCCCAAUAUAGCAAAGAAAUAUAUUGAUCAGAAGUUUGUAUUGCAGCUUCUAGAGCUCUUUGACAGCGAGGACCCUCGGGAGAGAGACUUUCUAAAAACGACCUUGCACAGAAUUUAUGGGAAGUUCUUAGGCCUGCGCGCGUACAUCAGGAAACAGAUCAAUAAUAUAUUUUAUAGGUUUAUCUACGAGACAGAGCACCACAAUGGCAUAGCAGAGUUACUGGAGAUCCUGGGGAGUAUAAUUAAUGGAUUUGCCUUACCACUAAAGGAAGAGCACAAGAUUUUCCUGUUGAAGGUGUUGCUGCCCUUGCACAAAGUGAAGUCCCUGAGUGUCUACCAUCCCCAGCUGGCGUACUGUGUCGUGCAGUUUUUAGAGAAGGACAGCACCCUCACUGAACCAGUGGUAAUGGCACUUCUCAAAUACUGGCCAAAGACUCACAGUCCAAAAGAAGUAAUGUUCUUAAAUGAAUUAGAAGAAAUUUUAGAUGUAAUUGAACCAUCAGAAUUUGUGAAGAUCAUGGAACCUCUUUUCCGACAGUUAGCCAAAUGUGUUUCCAGCCCUCACUUCCAGGUGGCAGAGCGGGCGCUCUAUUACUGGAACAAUGAGUACAUCAUGAGUCUAAUCAGUGACAAUGCAGCCAAGAUUCUGCCCAUCAUGUUCCCGUCCUUAUACCGCAACUCGAAGACCCACUGGAACAAGACAAUACACGGCUUGAUAUACAAUGCUCUGAAACUCUUCAUGGAGAUGAACCAGAAACUCUUCGAUGACUGCACCCAGCAGUUCAAAGCAGAGAAACUCAAAGAGAAGCUAAAAAUGAAAGAGCGAGAAGAAGCAUGGGUUAAAAUAGAAAAUCUAGCCAAAGCGAAUCCCCAGUAUGCAGUGUAUAGUCAAGCCAGCGCCGUGAGCAUUCCAGUUGCCAUGGAGACAGAUGGGCCUCAGUUUGAAGAUGUGCAGAUGCUGAAAAAGACCGUGAGCGACGAGACUCGUCAGGCACAGAAGGAUCUGAAGAAGGACCGUCCCCUUGUGCGCCGCAAGUCCGAGCUGCCUCAGGACCCCCACACCGAGAAAGCCUUGGAAGCUCACUGCAGAGCCAGUGAGCUACUCUCCCAGGACGGGCGCUAGCGUCUGGAGCAGCACGCCGAGCUGGGCCUGUCAGUUCUCUUCUGGAUGCUGUAGAAAAGACAUACUGUUUGUGCCAUACCAGUCAGUUACACUCAAAAGUCAAAGCUUCCUCUGACCCCGUUCUGUAGGCGAUAACGCACGCCUGCCUCCACUCGAGACCAGGAGUUCAAACAAUGGUGGCUUCUCUGGCCCUGCUGGCCAAGCAGGGGGCUGGGGGAGUUGGUGACAGCGUCAUCACCAUGUUGUCACCACCCCAGCACAGCCCUGAGUGAGAUCCAAAGUCAGAGCUGUAGGAAAGCACCCUGGCUGUCAUCUUGUGGCCAGUGGCCCCUGUGCUCCUCUGAAAUAGGUCUUCUGUGGGAGUACUGAUGACGUUUCAAAUCAAAGGCACAUGGCAAAAGGUAUCUCCUCCUUUUUAAGACUUUACAACCCUUGACGUUGCUCCCAUGCUUGCUGUGCCAGCAGCAGCAGUUGUUGUUGGGUAGGUCUCACAGAGAUGGCUCUUCGCUUUCACAUUCUAGCUGUCUGCCAGGGAAGAGGCCAGCCAUCCUCAGCGCUGGGACCGUGCAAAGGUCUUUCUUUCCUUUGAUUAAUGGCACGCUCACCAUGUCCCUCUUCCCUUAAUGUCUACGGAAAGCCAUAUUUUAUAGUCUGUGGUAGAGGCCAGGGUUCCACCUAAGCACAAGGGAGAGAGCUCUGAAUCGUACUUCCUCAGUCCACCUUGAGGAGAACCGCAAUGUUGAAAUUAUGUGUUCAUAUUUUUAUUUGCAGAAUCAGUCUUUUCACCUACUUACACAUGAUCCUUCAACAAGGCUCUUGAAUUGAUAAAGAUUACAGGAUCUAAGAUUUCCACAUUUGUAGAAAGUUACAGUAAAUUAACCCACUUGGCCUACUGCAAACUGCAGCCUGCCUGUGGCCGUACUGCAGGUCGCGCUGUGUGGGGCGCCCUCAGUGAGCCUUUCUGUUGGAAAAAGCACAUGCUACCAAGCUCGCAAGGAAUAGUGCAGUGUCUCCGUUUCCACUGGCCUUCACAUGCUGCUACAGGCUUCACAGAAUUCUUGCAUGGAUUAAGCUUCUGUUUUAGAUGGAAUAGCACGAGGAGAAAAAAAUCCUUAAACUUAGUGCUUUGUCUAGUCUUUGUUUUCUCUCAGGGUGGCCAGUAUUUUGACUUAUUUAUCCUGCUUGAAAGCUGCUUGAGAUGUGUACUGCUAUUCUGAACAGUGACAAGUUUCUUUUGUCUCCAGCAUAUCUAUAUCUUAGUGUUACAUGUCUUGAUGCGUAAGAUACGGUAAAAAUGUGGCUUCUUUUAAAACCUGAUUUUUUUUUUUUUUAAUCGUGCUCUCGGGUAUCCAUGAAAAGUUGUGAAAUCAGACAUUGCUCUCGUGUGGCCAUGGAGGCUGCUUCUGGGUCCCCUUAGACGGCUGCUGAUGCUCAUGCAACAUGGCCGGGAAGAAGGACAUGUGCAGGGAGGAGAGCCGCCAGCGUGGCUAACCAGAAGGGCGGCCCCAGCUGAGGGUGGACAGGUUGGCCGCUUGGGUGAGAACACUUCCUGAGAAACUUGACGAGUAUCUAUCCACUUUACCAUUAUGAAAUCUAUAAUUUAAAAAAAAAAGUUGAGAUGCCUUCUCCUUCUGAGGGAAAAAGGGUGCUUUUAUUGUAUAAAGCAGCGUCUCUGUGUUUUGAUACCCCACUGUUUGAACUCUCGUCUUUAGCUGGUAGAGUCUCAGAUAUCCCUGACGUGGGGCAUUCUGUGUGUGGUGAGAGGUCCCGAGAGGCUCCUUUGCCCUGCGUGAAAAAGCAAGCUAUCAGUGUACGGGUGAUUGUGCAAAACUCAGCACGGCAGAACAUCUUCUGGUCUAGGUUUUAUUUCUGCUCUUUAUUGAAGACAAACAUUCGCCAAUAAAGAAAAGAAAAAAAUGUUUUGAGAUAAACUAAUUUUCUUUGACAAGAGUAUUACUUAAUUUUUUGGCCUAUUAAGGUUCUCCUAGUUAGUACUCGGAUUACCUGUGCUAAUUGUUCAACUUGUAUAUUGUUAAGACACACUGUUGAUUCUGACUGUUUUUCUUCCCAUGGCUCUAGUUUGGCACCUUCAGUCUUUCCACAGUGUGUCUGUGUGCCAGAGAUGUCACAGUUCAAGUGUCUUUCCAGUGUGGCUCUGUAUGGCUUCCUUUGAACAUUGUACAUACAUUGUAUCUUUGUUUUAUGGUAAUAAGUAAUAAAAAAUGUAGACUUCGUAUUUUGUACAAAAUGUCCUAUGUACAGAAUAAAAAAAAGUUCAUAGAAACAGCAAAAA
This is a messenger RNA of Grammomys surdaster, 3782 nucleotides long. RefSeq names its product serine/threonine-protein phosphatase 2A 56 kDa regulatory subunit gamma isoform. The transcript is spliced from 13 exons. The record is from RefSeq and is a predicted model, not a curated record. Gene Ontology annotation, cellular component: cytosol; nucleus; protein phosphatase type 2A complex. Gene Ontology annotation, biological process: protein dephosphorylation; signal transduction. NCBI's taxonomy places the organism in Eukaryota, Metazoa, Chordata, Mammalia, Rodentia, Muridae. Gene Ontology annotation, molecular function: protein phosphatase activator activity. The coding region runs from base 140 to 1489 and encodes 449 amino acids.